Molecule: messenger RNA, 4613 nt
Organism: Lymnaea stagnalis (great pond snail)
Lineage: Eukaryota; Metazoa; Mollusca; Gastropoda; Lymnaeidae
Source: the annotation of a GenBank genome assembly
GUCACAUGACAGACGCGCCCACCGUUGCACUAACAUAAUGUGCAUGUCCUCCCAUGAAGAAGGAGCCUGAAUCGUUUACUCCGAUACCGCCGCCCGUGGUUUGCCAACACUCUACAGUCUCGCUCCACAGUCAUAUUCUGUGUUAAGUUUGUAGGAUUGUUUAAUUGAGCCGUAAGACUUAAGACGAAGUAAGUGCACACUUUGUUGAACCUGGGCUUUAAAUAUGUUUUUAAGACCCUUUUCGAUGAUACUCUUUCCGAUGACACUCUUUCCGAUGAUACUCUUUUCGAUGAUACUCUUUUCGAUGAUACUCUUUCCGACGAUACUUUUUCCGAUGAUAUUCUUUUCGAUGAUACUCUUUUCGAUGAUAAUCUUUUCGAUGAUACUCUUUUUCGAUGAUACUAUUUUCGAUGAUACUCUUUUCGAUGAUACUCUUUUCGAUGAUACUCUUUUCGACGAUACUCUUUUCGAUGAUACUAUUUUCGAUGAUACUAUUUUCGAUGAUACAAUUUUCGAUGAUACUCUUUUCGGUGAUACUAUUUUCGAUGAUGCUCUUUUCGAUGAUACGCUUUUCGAUGAUACUCUUUUCGAUGAUACUCUUUUCGAUGAUACUCUUUUCGAUGGUACUAUUUUCGAUGAUACUCUUUCCGAUGACACUAUUUUCGAUGAUACUAUUUUCGGUGAUACUCAUUUAUUUAAUUUAUACUUUCAUUGCCCCCCCCCCUCUAGGGUGCACGCCACAAGUCCUGAUCAACAGGUCUAAACCAUUCGUUUGGGUAUAAAGUUUAUUUGACAUUGUUUAGAAAUGCACAUCACAAAUGUACAUCGAAUAAUUACAUCAACUAUGUACAUCAAAUGUCUUUCUGCCAUCUCUAAUGAGUUCCUAUUCGGGGACUAGACUAAUAAAAGAACUAAAUAUAUACAAUUUUAUUUAUUCAUAACAGGGUCCAUAGCCAAAAAAUGAAUGCUUCUAGGACAUUCAGUAAUCGAGCAAGAUCAUACGGGGACAUCGUGUCUCUAUUGAUGACUUUGAUGCAAGUUAUAGACACGUCUGACUACGUAGCCCUCGCUUUUGGAAUCUUACCAAACUUGUGGAUCCUGCUGGCCACACUUACGUCACAGGAUCUCCGUGCACGCAUGCGCAAUAAAAUCGUCUGCAGCUUCUGCGUGCUGCACCUCCUGAACUGCUUGCUGUUCAUGCCGAUGCGGAUAGAAGUCACUCGUCUUCGCCGUCUUUAUUAUAAAAUAAACUGUGACUUUUAUAACUUCGUCACACUUAUGGAACUCUUGCAGGACUUCAUCUUCAACUGGACGUUGGUGCUGCUGAUCGUAGUCUUCGUCGCCCGAAUUUGUGACUUCAAGCCGUACGCGGGUUUGACAAGUUUGACAACGACGCUUGGAACGUACGCCAUCUUGAUCUCACCUUGGGUGGCUUCCCUUGUCAUCAUCCCAGGAGUUAGGAACUCGCUUUGGUAUUCUUAUCUUAAAAGCAACAAUAUUUCCACCACUAAUGGCUGUAUAUUCUCAACAUCAGAUACGUUACUUGUUAUCAAAUCCCUGGAUACGGCUGUGCCCCUGUUGAUUUCUGUAGCCCUAAUGGUGACGGCUGUCGUAUUAAGGCGCCGAAGGUUCACGAGAGGAUUCUCUGGGGACAUGGAGGUGGAGCUCAUUGAACGGGGACCGGAAGUCGACGGCCAUUUUGGAUACACGGCAGCUGUUGUCGUGUCGUUUGUUUGCGACUUCGCCACUGCAUUCAUGAUUUUUGAUCUGAUUGAGAUCAGGAUGACCCAAAGGUAUGCAAAUUUUACAUAAAUAUGUGCUGAUAUUACUCAUAAUCUGACUAAACUUAUGCAGGUGAGUGAUAAUUGUACAUAAAUAUGGGCUGAUCUUAAUCAUAAUCUGAAUAAACGUAUGUGCUAUAAUUUUAAGCAAAGAAUGACAAUAAUAUCUUAGUGAUAGGUCAAUUUUGCACCGUGUUUGCCCGUUAUUACAUAGUUUUAGACUAAAAUUGGUCAAUACUAUGCUAAUCUAAUACAAAUUUAUAUCAAUAUUUCACCGUGAGGAUAAUCUUGUACAAAUUAAUUGUACACAAAUAGUCUAAAAGUUCUGCAUUGACUCUAUUUAAAUAUAUCUCUGAUCACUUCCAAGUUCUCCAAGAAACCCUUUACAAAACCCUUGAAAAUCACUUUCGAAUUUCUUGUUUAGUUUUGGCUUGUUCCGUUUUGGGACCGAUUGUAUUCACAAUGUCUACCCGGCCACUGCUCCUCUUGCUCGGGAGCCAUGCCGUGGGGAGCCAGUCAUUCGAACAGGACACGCAGCUAUACAAGCAUAGCUAUCUCUCUCAUGUCGAUUCUGCUGUCCGGACUUGGCGGGAGAGCAUUGAUGAUGUCAAGACAUGGAUGACACUCGGCAAGUUGAAGCUUCAUCAUCAUCCUCAUGUCCCUUAGUACUUGAACCGUUGGGGCGCCACAGAUGACAUGUGAACCAUCCUCCUCCAUUCGUCUCUGUCUUCAGCACUACGCACUGCAUCGCCCAGUGUUAGUCCUGUCCACUCUUUGAUGUUAUGCUCCCAUCUUUUUCUUUGUCUUCCUCUUCUUCUCCCUCCUCUUGUGGUGCCCUGCAAUAUUUCUUUGGCAAGCCCUUGUUUCCUUGUUACGUGGCCGUACCAUUGUAGUUUGCGUUUUGUCAGAGUCACCAGUAGGUCAAGGUACUCCCCAAUUGCCUGACGAACCCUUUCUUUCACUGUAUCAUUGGAGAUAUGAUUCCUAUAUAGCAGGUGCCAAAAAUUCUUCUGAAUGAUCUCAUCUCCAUCGCCUUUAUUUUCCUUUCAAGAUCUUCUGUUAAUGUCCAGGACUCGCAGGCAUAGAAAAAAAAUGGAGAGGACUAAUGAGCACAUCAGCCUGAUUUUGGUGCUGGGGGCUAUAUUUUUGUCAUUCCAUAUUUUCUUGAGCUUUUUAGUACUGUUGUGGUCUGCGCCAUCCAGGACAUCAGUUCGGGCUUGUAGCCUUCUUCUGAGACUAUUCCUCCUAGGUAUUUGAAGUUGAAGCUUAACGAUGACAAAACGGAAGCACUCCUUAAUCACGAUCACAAAUCAUCCUCUAACUCAGCUCUCCCCCUUUGAUUUCAAGUAGGUAACUCCGGCACACAGUCUACAUCCUCCGCUAUUAAUCUUGGUUAUAUUUUAUCCAGCAACAUGUCUCUCGACAAUCCUAUCUCUCACAUUUGUCACUCUGCAUACACUGCUAUCCGUCAGAUCAGCUCCAUCUGCGACAACCUCUCAGUUAGUGCAAAAAAACACCAAAAAAAAACCCUAGUCUGUGCUCUAGUUCUCUCUCGUCUUGACUAUUGUAACUCUCUUCUAUCAGGUUCACCAAAACACUUCUUAGAAAAUAUAAAAAAGGCUCAAAACUCAGCUGCUAGGCUAGUUCUAAAGGCGAACAAAUUUGAUCACGUCUCACCACUACUUUAUUCACUUCAUUGGCUCUCUGAACAAGCAUGGAUUGACUACAAACACUCUGUUCUCUGCCACAAAUUGUUCUCGAAUUCCUGCCCUUCCUACCUAACCGAACUUCUUUCUGUCUAUUCACCCCUUCGACAGCUUCGCUCCUCUGCAGACGCGCGUAUUCUUUCUGUUCCCAAGAAUCGCACAAAAACCUACGGCGAACGAUUCCCAAGAAUAGCACAAAAACCUCCGGCGAACGAUCGUUCUCUUUCUGCCCCCCCCCCCCCCCAAACAAUGGAAUUCUCUUCCACUACACAUCCGAAAUAAACCGACCAUCACAGCCUUCAAAACUGCUCUCAAAACACAUCUCUAUAAACUCUACUAUCCUGACUGAUUCCUACCUCUGAUCGAUAAACGAUGCUGCUGGGUGCCGUCCAUGGCUUGACAUCUAAAUAGUUUUAGUAGAAUGGGUGUAUUGAACAAACAUGUGUUUUGUUUUAUAUUAAUUAAUGUAUGUUAAUUUUUAAGUUCAUGAUUAUAUUUGUUAAAUUCUUUGUACAGCGCGGUGAGCCCUGCCCUAGGCUGGGGUAUCGCACUAUAUAAAACCACAAACAAUAAUAAUAAUAUUAAAAUUUUGUUUUAUUUACAGAUGGGUCUACUAUACCGUGGCGUACGUCAUGUCCCAGACUAAAGUCUUCCUCACUCCUCUGCCCUGGCUGCUCUUUCCAGACAUCAGAGAGCGUGUCAAGACGUGGAGACCGUGGCACUCUGUCAAACUCUGGCAUUGACUUGACACUCGCCUUAGUCAACCGUAUGUUCUUGGACGUGCCAUUUACACGGCCAUCUGUGUGUUCAUUUCCCCUAAUUAACUUUAUACUGUGUGGGAAUUCAUUCAAAUCGAUAAAAGAAUGGAACGAAUCAAAUAUCCGAUAGGAAUGGAUAUAGAAUAUGAUAUGGAUUUAACUUCUUUCCGUCUAAUUAUAAGCACAUCUAUACGAAUGCUCUAUUAUAUCUAGCGAUGUUUCUGUCAGCUUUUAAGCCGUGUCAUGUUCUGUAAAUUUUUAAGGGGAAAAAAAUAUUGUUCAAUGUUAACUUUUAAACAUCUCUAUAUUAUAUAUAUAUACAUUAGUAGCCCUGAUCAAAUAAAUAGCUAUAGUUGCUCAAAUAACAC